AUGUCUCCUGGAAUGACCUUGUUCUCGGUCCAGGCCAUCCUGGUCCUGAGCACCGAAGACGGUUCAAGAAUAUUCGCCAAAUACUUUACACCUCCCCACGCCGCUCCCACAGCUGGUUCCGGCAGCUCCUACCCCGAUACCAAGUCACAAAAAGCCUUUGAGAAGGGCCUCAUUGAGAAGACGGCCAAGCAGACUGGCGAUAUUAUCCUCUACGACAACCGCAUCGUUCUGUACAAGCUCGAGUCCGACGUCAUGAUCUACCUUGUCGGUGCCGCCGACGAGAACGAAAUUCUGCUAUAUAAUACCCUACUCGCGCUUAGAGAUUCCCUGCAUCUGCUGUUCAAGCAAUCUGUUGACAAGCGCACCAUUGUCGAAAACUACGACCUCGUUUCGCUUGCCAUUGACGAGAUUGUUGACGACGGCAUCAUCCUCGAGACCGACCCCACGAUCGUAGUCCAGCGCGUCAGCCGCGCACCUACCCAGGACCUCCAGGUUGGUCGCAUCGAUCUUAGCGAACAGGGUGUCAACAAUCUGGCGCAGCUCGGCAAGUCCAAGCUCGCCGACUGGUUGCGGCAGGGUCUGUAA
This is a messenger RNA of Akanthomyces muscarius, 585 nucleotides long. RefSeq lists its product as uncharacterized. Gene Ontology annotation, cellular component: COPI vesicle coat. The transcript has 3 exons. The coding region runs from base 1 to 585 and encodes 194 amino acids. Gene Ontology annotation, biological process: intra-Golgi vesicle-mediated transport; retrograde vesicle-mediated transport, Golgi to endoplasmic reticulum; intracellular protein transport. The record is from RefSeq and is a predicted model, not a curated record. Lineage: Eukaryota; Fungi; Ascomycota; Sordariomycetes; Hypocreales; Cordycipitaceae.